Molecule: messenger RNA, 2365 nt
Organism: Anastrepha obliqua
Lineage: Eukaryota; Metazoa; Arthropoda; Insecta; Diptera; Tephritidae
Gene: twisted
Product: protein O-mannosyl-transferase 2
Exons: 13
Coding region: 125-2314 (729 amino acids)
Biological process (GO): protein O-linked glycosylation via mannose
Cellular component (GO): membrane; endoplasmic reticulum
Molecular function (GO): dolichyl-phosphate-mannose-protein mannosyltransferase activity
Source: RefSeq, a predicted model, not a curated record
AAAGGAAGCUGCUCUCCUAUGACACGUAUUAAAUUAAAAUUAAUAAAGUUACUAAACAAAACGAAAGCAGUAUUAGAUCAUUAAAUAUACAUAUUAUUUAAAACAAGUGAAAAUAUAACCUAAUAUGUCUAGAAUAUCGGAAACAAAAGAAACCGUCGACCAAAUUCAAUUCAACUUAAAGAAAAGUGCUGAAAAGUCGAAAACUAUAGUAAACGAUCCAUUCCACAGAUGGGUAACAUUUAGUAUCAUUGUGAUUCUAACUAUUUGCACGCGAUAUUACAAAGUUACAGAACCUGAUCAUGUUUGCUGGGAUGAAACACAUUUUGGAAAAAUGGGCAGCUGGUACAUCAAUAGAACUUUUUUCUUCGACGUUCAUCCGCCUUUGGGAAAGAUGCUUAUAGGGCUCUCUGGGUACUUGACUGGAUACAAUGGCACUUAUCCUUUUGAGAAACCGGGCGAUAAAUACAACGGUACCCGCUAUGAGGGAAUGCGCUAUUUUUGUACUACCCUAGGAGCACUAAUAAUGCCCAUGGCUUUCGACACUGUAUAUGAUAUGACACACUCCUACGAAGCAGCCCUGAUCUCCGCACUUUACUUAAUAUUUGAUGUUGGCCUUUUAACAUUAAAUCAAUAUAUAUUGCUCGAUCCCAUUUUGCUCUUCUUCAUGACUGCGUCAAUUUGGGGAAUGGCCAAGGUAUCAAAUGCUACUGCAGCUGGAGCAUCUUACACAGGCCGCUGGUGGUUCUGGUUAGUUUUUACGGGUACUAUGUUAGCUUGUACGACAAGUACAAAGUUUGUAGGACUUUUUGCAGUGAUGCUUGUCGGUUUGCAUACAAUCCAUGAACUUUGGAUAAUAUUUGGAGAUUUAAAAAAACCAAUUUUGGAAACUAUCAUACAAAUAGUCUGUCGUGCGCUGGCCCUAAUUCUGUGGCCAAUAUUGUUGUAUAUGCUCUUCUUCUACAUUCAUUUGGCAGUACUGAACCGGAGUGGAAAUGGUGAUGGUUUCUACAGCUCUGCUUUUCAGUCACGUUUAAUUGGUAAUUCGUUGCACAAUGCUAGCAUGCCACGUGAUGUGGCCUAUGGUGCAAUUGUAACUAUAAAAAAUCAUAAAACUGGGGGAGGAUACCUUCAUUCUCACUUACAUUUAUACCCAAAAGGCCUGGGAGCGCGACAACAACAGAUCACAACCUAUACACAUAAGGACGACAAUAAUAAAUGGAUUAUAAAGCCAUACAACAAAAAUGCAUUUGUCGAUAUAAAAUAUGUUAAGCAUGGAGAUCUUAUUAGGCUGGAGCACGUUGCUUCUAAGAGAAAUUUACACUCACACGAUGAGCAAGCUCCGGUUACAAAACGUCAUCUACAAGUAACAGGCUAUGGCGAGGACGGUCAGGGUGAUGCUAAUGAUAUUUGGAGAGUUCUUUUGGUAGAUAACAAGCAAAAUACGAGUGUUAAAACCGUUACAACAAAGUUUUUGCUAGUGCAUUACAUGCAAAAUUGUGCUUUAACCGCAAGUGGAAAACAACUUCCGAAAUGGGGAUUUGAGCAACAGGAAGUUUCUUGCAAUCCCAAUAUAAGGGACAAGAAUGCUAUUUGGAAUGUCGAAGAUAACCUAAACAAGAAACUGCCCAGCGUAAAUCUCGAUAUGUAUGCGCCGGGAUUUAUUGCCCGCUUUAUGGAAUCACACGCGGUCAUGUUUCAAGGAAACGCCGGACUUAAACCAAAGGAAGGGGAACAGACUAGCAAGCCAUGGCAAUGGCCAAUUAACUAUCGGGGACAAUUCUUCUCUGGAAACUCUUACCGCAUAUAUCUGUUGGGGAAUCCUAUAAUUUGGUGGAGCAACCUAAUUUUCCUUGGCGCUUUUUUGAUCGUUUCUUUGGUAGCAGUUAUCAAGCAACGUCGUCUCGAAGGUCAAUUGCAAAAACAAGAGGUGUCCGUAUUACAAACAAAUAGAGCAAAAAUUACAACCACGGAUAGUAGAGAUUCAAAACGAAUAUCAUUAAAUGCAGCAACCUGGUUCUUCAUCGGAUGGACGACACAUUAUAUUCCCUUUUGGACAAUGGGUCGUGUUCUUUAUUUCCAUCACUACUUUCCAGCCUUAAUAUACAACUCAAUGUUGACAGGAGUGAUGUUUCAAUAUUUAGUAAGUCACUUACCAAAGUGGCUUCAACACACACUGCUUGGUGGUAUAAUUUCUAUACUGGCCUACAGCUUUAUAAAGUUCUCACCACUUGCCUACGGAAUGAGCGGAUCAUUAGCCAACGAGCCUAAUUCUACAAUGUAUGGACUAAGAUGGCUUUCAACUUGGGAAUUUUGAUUAAUAUACUUAGUAUGAAUUCAUAUAAAUACUUUAUUGUUAAGCUUUUGA